AUGGACGCCGUCGACUCUUCUACCGGUCCCCUUUCUCCUCCCAUCGCCGUCAAUCGAGUUCAUGCUAUCGCCGCGGCCCCCGCCAACGACGCGCCCAUUCCAGUCGAUGCCGACGCCGAUGAACUCGACUUACUGGGAGCCGCCGCCGAUGAGGUCAACGACGCCCCUGUAGUCCAUCGACCGCCCGACCCGCUGCCGCAACCUUUCCUCGACGCCGUCAUCCGAGCCUACGCCCACGAUUCGCAAGCCCAAGUCAUUGUUGACGACCCGCUGUCAUGGCCGAUGUUUCGGGUGACCGAGGAAGGGAGGAUCUUGCGUGUACAUCCAGAUGAGUCUCUUUCCCUGUUUGUGCCUCGCGGUCUCGCUACCGGCGUUGUCGACUCCGACAAGCUCCCAUCGCUGCGCGAGCUCGUGCUUUCGGAGAUCCAUCGGAGCGUCGGGCACGCGGGACAUCGCAUCACCUUGGCCGCCAUACGUCCUUUGUAUUGGUGGUCGUCCAUGUCUGCCGAUUGCGCCAAGUUCUGCCAUUCAUGCGAAGAUUGUGCCCGAGGCAAAGCGUCCACUCAAGUCCCUUAUGGCCGACUGCAUCCGAUGCCGAUCCCUUCUGGCCCAUGGGAACAAGUGGCCAUCGACUUCAUGACGGGACUGCCUCCGGUCGAGUUCGAAGGGAUGAUGGUCGCUCAAAUCAUGGUGGUCACUGACACUUGGGGCAAGAUGGUCCACCUGAUUCCCCUCCCAGCCGACGCCGACUCCGAGCUCGUUGCCGACAGGUACUACGCCACCAUCUUUCGACUGCAUGGGACGCCUUCCGCCAUCGUUUCCGAUCGCGAUCCCAAGUUCACCUCGCAGUUUUGGCGAGCAUUGCAGGCGAAGGUCGGCACCGUCUUGCGGAUGUCAACAGCGGCGCACCCAGAGACCGACGGAUCGAGUGAGAACCGAAUCAAGAUGGUCACCCAAACCCUGCGCAUCAUGGUGUCGUCAAACCACGAGGCUUGGGCAUCUCGUCUUGUUGAAGCUGAGUUCGCUCUUAACUCUUCCGUUGCUGUUUCCACGUCUCUGUCGGCUUUCGAGGCGACUUACGGUUACCUUCCUCGACGCUGGCCCACCGAUUCCUGGUCUGUCUCGGACGUCCCGCGUGCGGAAGCGUUUGCCCGAAUCCGACAGUUACGGAAUCUCGAUGUAACGGACUUAAUUGCCAGCGAAAUGGGUAAAAAGAGGGAGGGUACGAGUCAUGAUAAUGAGUGGACCAAGCUCUAG
Molecule: messenger RNA, 1257 nt
Organism: Microbotryum saponariae
Lineage: Eukaryota; Fungi; Basidiomycota; Microbotryomycetes; Microbotryales; Microbotryaceae
Source: the annotation of a GenBank genome assembly